Chenopodium quinoa (quinoa) is the source of this 1267-nucleotide messenger RNA. RefSeq lists its product as uncharacterized. The record is from RefSeq and is a predicted model, not a curated record. The transcript has 6 exons. NCBI's taxonomy places the organism in Eukaryota, Viridiplantae, Streptophyta, Magnoliopsida, Caryophyllales, Amaranthaceae. Bases 512 to 1267 code for a protein of 251 amino acids.
AGCAUGGGGUAAACAUGGAAGACCUAUCUUGUUAGAAAAUAUAUAAUUUUGAAUGGACAUGUAGAAUAAAUUUGGUUAUAAAGUGUAAUUAUUUUGGACAGUUUUUGUUUAUGAAGUUAGUAAUGGAUAUGUAUUAUAAAAUCAGAAGGGAAUAUUUUGCUUUAGGGUAGGAAUGCACAAUUUAAGAUAUGUAAAUUAUGUAUUUUAAUUUAAAUGUUUUAGUAAUAUUUUAAGUGUUUAUUGUUCAAAAAAGGAGAAUAAUGUUUUUUUUUAUAUUAAUUACUCUUCAUUAUUAACCAUGAUUAAUAUUUCAGAGAAGACAAGAAGAAACAGAUAUAUGCUUCAAAUGUGAAGGAAAGUGACAGAGAGAAGACUUUGGAAAGAAAAAAAUCAAGAGAAGCUGAGAAGGCAAAAACUGAGAUUGCAAAGGAAAAAGAGAUAAGGUAUUACUAUUUGUUCUUUAUAUAAAUUAUUUGUUCAUUAUUAAAAAAAUUCAUAUUUGUAUUAAUAUAUGGUCACAUUAACUAGGCCACAAAGGGAAAUCCCAAAUGUUCCUCUUGCUUUCCGAUCUCCAUACAUGGUCAAGUACAAGGAUUUGUUCAAAGAUGAAGACACAAUGAACAAACUUGUAACAGACUAUGCUUAUAGUGGAAAAGAUCAAAGUGAGCUACUAUACUAUGAUGGAGUGAAUUCGAUCAAUAGGGAAGAGAUGAAAACUCUUGAAGGGGAUACAUUAGUAGUUAACAAUGUGAUCGAUUCAUGGGCAGUACUUCUGAAUCAAAAAAGGUCAAAGAACAAGUUAUACUUUUCAACAUUUCCACAUCAAAUUAUGUAUGCAAAUACAGUGUGUCCUGAAGGAUCAUCAAUGGAGCUUAGAAUUGCAUACUUCAAAGAAAGAAUAACAAAUGAAUUGAGGUUAUACAAAAUCAAGAGUGCAGUUGGAUAUCAACAGUUAAAAGGAUAUGCAGAAUAUUUGAAAGGGUUGGGGUAUGAAGAUGCAGAUUCUAUUGAGAAAUAUAAGGUGGUUUUGCAAAAAAUGAAGUGGAGGAGCAACGAAGAUUACACCAACUGUGGAGUUUACAUUAUGAAACAUAUGGAAACUUUCACUGCUGAUCCCAAUGAAGAAUGGGUUUGUGACCUAAAACCAAACAAUGUAAACCAAAUCAGAAAGCUCAGAGUACAAUACACUGUUGAACUAAUGCUGAAUGAAGGAAACAGGCAGUCACAGAACAAUAGAAGAGCAGCAAGAAGAUUUGCACAAGCUUAA